GUCACAUGUUUACUGGCUGCUCGAUUCCUUGGUUCUGUGCUUUCAGGGCCCGAUGCGAGUUUCGUUCUGGUCCAGUCUGGGAUGAACUGGACGGCGGCCCAGAGCUUCUGCAGGAAGCAGCACUCGGACUUGGCCAGCAUCAGGAACGAGUCCGAAAACCAGCAGGUCCAGCAGCUGGUGCCGGCAGGAACCAAAGUCUGGACCGGACUGUACCGAGACGGCUGGAAGUGGUCGGCUGGGAGCCUCUUCUCCUUCAGCUACUGGAAGAGCACCGAGCCCAACAACAACAACAACAAUGAGAAUUGUGUGUUGGCGACGUUUGACGCUCUGGGGAAAUGGGAGGACUGGUUGUGUGACGUAAAGAAAGCCUUCAUCUGCUCCACCAGUUUUGUUUUUCAGAAGGUUGUGUCUGUGAAGCUGGAGAAAACCUCCGGCCUGGAUCUGAACUCUGCAGCAGCGAUGGAAGAGCUGCUGAGUCAGCUGCUGCUGAAGCUGAAACAGGAAGGACUGGAUGCAGACGUGAAGCUGAGCUGGAGGAAACAGUCGGACGGAAACGUUUUCCACAAACCGAAGGAGAAAAAUCCGACGUCAGUCUGAGAGGAUCUGCUGCUUUCUUUAUGAAGUUAAUAAGUCUGAUUAUAUAAUGUUCAGACAUUCAGCAAUUAUAUUUAUUAUGUUCCUUUAGAAUUAAUAAAACGUUCAUUCAGGCAUUAAAAACAUAUUUAGUUCCUAGAUGUUGGUUUGUUGUAUUUAUGAUUAAUUGGUAGAUGGUGAGUCAGACCAGUGGAGCCAGUGAGAGAAACGAUGAUUUAAUGAUCGAAAAGCACAAUAAUCCAAAAUCCAGGCAGCACAGAAUGAGCAGAAGGCUAAUAGCUCAAUAGCAACGGGUCCAGCAACAGGGGGGCGGGGAGGGGGCAAACAUCUGGGCAAACAUCUGGACAAACAUCUGGGCAAACAUCUGGGCAAACAUCUGGGCAAACAUCUGGACAAACAUCUGGAGAAACAUCUGGGCAAACAUCUGGGCAAACAUCUGGACAAACAUCUGGACAAACAUCUGCUGCGACACGACAGCAAGACAAGAAACACAGCUGGGAUCAAUCAAGAGAUCAACACAGAGACUCAAUAGACAGAAAAACUCAAAUCCUCACAGAGCCUCUGAUUCAGAAGAAAAUCAUGAUUUCUCAUGUUUAUCAUUAUGUCUUAUUUGCAGAGAAGCAUAAAUUAUAUUCAGAUUGAACAGAUCAUUUCUCAUUAAUCCUCCUGCUGCUCCUAUUUAUGCUUCUUUAGUUUUUGACCUUUAGUUUCCACAAGUGACCACAAACUGGUUUGGACUUGACAAGGUUUCAGAUUUGAAGAAGUGGAGAGGAAUCCAGUCAGAAAAAGAAAACUAGCAAAGGAACUUCCUUAAAAAAAAAAGGAAAUUUGAAGAUUUCAUUUCGUGGGAACAAAAUAAAAAGUCAGAAAAUUCAACCACAGAAAACUUGUGGUUAGUUUGUAGAGCUGAACAACUGAAACAGAAAAUCUGAAACAUGAAGCUGGAUUUCAAGAACAGAAUGAAAAACUUGAGCUUCGCCUCUUAAACAUCAUCAGUUGCAUAAAACUGAUCUCAGCUGAUCAAAGAAUCAAAAUCAUCUUUGUCUUAUUAACUCAUUUUUACCUCAGUUUUAAAAAGCUUUACAUUUUUGUUAUUUUGAUUACAUUUAUUCCAGUUUUGACAUGUGAUGUUAUUUUUUCAUACUUAAUUUUAGAGACAUAAAAUAUUUUAUUCAAUGUAUUUAUUUACUGGUAAUAUAAUUAUAAUAUUAAAGUUCUAUAAACAUUGUGGAUAUUUGGUUGUCUGUUGGCAGCAUUGUGCUUCCUUAUACUUUAGUUGCUAUUGUGAGACGUAUGUUGAUGCUACAAGUCAGAAGCCAGGUAUCAUUAGCAUAUUCAAAAUAAAAAAAUUUU
This is a messenger RNA of Xiphophorus hellerii (green swordtail), 1947 nucleotides long. RefSeq names its product C-type lectin lectoxin-Thr1-like. Bases 82 to 597 code for a protein of 171 amino acids. The record is from RefSeq and is a predicted model, not a curated record. The transcript is spliced from 3 exons. NCBI's taxonomy places the organism in Eukaryota, Metazoa, Chordata, Actinopteri, Cyprinodontiformes, Poeciliidae.